AUGUCUACAGGGGACGGCCACGUCACCACGACUCCCGGUACCCCCAGCAUGGUACAACAGCCCACUUCCGUGACCGCCGUUAGCGUUAAACUUCCACCGUUUUGGGACCGGAACCCAGCCACCUGGUUUAUUCAGGCCGAGGCCCAAUUUCAUCUGUCCGGCAUCACAGCCCAGACCACGGAAUUCUAUUACGUCAUCGCAGCGCUCUCUCCAUCCGCCGCCGACGAGGUCUAUGAUGUCAUCGCUUCACCACCCGCGGAUUGCCCGUACGACAAGCUGAAGUCCGCACUUCUCAAGCGAACGACCUGCUCCGACCGCGCACGUCUUCAGCAGCUUCUGUCUGCGGAGGAGCUCGGGGACAGACGCCCCACGCAGCUGUUACGGUGCAUGAAGCAAUAG
This is a messenger RNA of Ornithodoros turicata, 399 nucleotides long. RefSeq lists its product as uncharacterized. NCBI's taxonomy places the organism in Eukaryota, Metazoa, Arthropoda, Arachnida, Ixodida, Argasidae. The record is from RefSeq and is a predicted model, not a curated record. The transcript has a single exon. The coding region runs from base 1 to 399 and encodes 132 amino acids.